Daphnia carinata is the source of this 518-nucleotide messenger RNA. RefSeq names its product proteasome maturation protein-like (gene Pomp). Bases 64 to 474 code for a protein of 136 amino acids. Gene Ontology annotation, cellular component: cytoplasm; nucleus. The transcript is spliced from 6 exons. Lineage: Eukaryota; Metazoa; Arthropoda; Branchiopoda; Diplostraca; Daphniidae. Gene Ontology annotation, biological process: proteasome assembly. The record is from RefSeq and is a predicted model, not a curated record.
UCAACUCGAUUUUCUGCUUGUCAUUUUUAGACUUGUUCGAAGUUUCAAUUUCAGCGCUUCAUAAUGGAAAAAUCAAUCAACAAGGAUAAGUGCUCCAUUGGAGUUGAAGCUAAUUAUGAUGUCAAAGAUGCUAUGCUAUUUGGUGUAAAAAAGAAUCGAACUCUGGACAGCUUCACCCCAUGCCAUCCGCUUGAAGUUGCACUGCUAAAGCACUCCCAAAAAGAAGAAGAAAUAAAUAUGAGAAUGCUGAGGACUAUGCAAGGUAUGCAUGCUCCUAUUAGGCUUCACAUGGAAAAGCUAGCUGUGAAAGAUAUUGGACAUUUGCCAUGUCUUCACCGCCACAAUGCACUACUUGAUGCACUUACUGGCAAAGAUACAACAAUUGAAUUUGAAGAUUUUCUCAAUGUUCAAACUGACUCUGAAAUCAUGGGACAGCCCCACAUGAUGAUUGAAAGGCAACUUGGAAUUUUGUAGCUUUGUAUUCAGAAAACCAAUAAAUUCUUUCCAGUUGUUCUUCA